Messenger RNA from Camellia sinensis, 474 nucleotides. The record is from RefSeq and is a predicted model, not a curated record. Lineage: Eukaryota; Viridiplantae; Streptophyta; Magnoliopsida; Ericales; Theaceae.
AUGCCUAACCGCACCUGGGCGCGUCCACACCACUACAUCUUCUUCCAUACACACAGUGUGCGGACUGGUUGCACUGGCGCAAAGCAGCCCAACAUCCCUCCGACAACUAGAAAAACUAGGGCUUCACCAUCACCGUCGGAAGAGACACCACUGAAAAAUAUACCAGCGAUACACCUAGACCAGAUCAUGGACGACUCGCCGAAAGCAGAGAUCCACUGGACAAAAACGAUUGACCAGCAACACAUACCUGGGCUGAAGUCAGGGGACAUCGAGGUUCAGGUGGAGGGCGACAAUGUGCUUGUGAUCAGCGGAGAGAGGAAGCGAGAGGAGCAGAAAGAUGGAGCUAAGUAUUUGAGGAUGGAGCGGAGGGAUGGAAAGUUGAUGAGGAAGUUUUUGUUGCUUGAGAAUGCUAAUACUGAUCAGAUCUCUACUUUUUGUCAAGACGGUGUGUUCACUGAAUUUCUCUGGAUCUGA